Messenger RNA from Lotus japonicus, 750 nucleotides. RefSeq lists its product as uncharacterized. Gene Ontology annotation, molecular function: nucleic acid binding; RNA-DNA hybrid ribonuclease activity. The record is from RefSeq and is a predicted model, not a curated record. The transcript has a single exon. Bases 1 to 750 code for a protein of 249 amino acids. NCBI's taxonomy places the organism in Eukaryota, Viridiplantae, Streptophyta, Magnoliopsida, Fabales, Fabaceae.
AUGUCCCUUCGCGUGGAUUCUUUCCCCAACUUUGCAGAAUUCUGGCUUGCGGUUUGUGAAAUGGAUGACAGUGAAAGCUUGGCUCUGGUUCAGACCUUUGUGUAUGCUAUCUGGGAAGCACGAAACCGGGUUGUGUUUCAGCAGGGAGAGACCUCUGUUGCGCUUGUUCUACGGCGAGUUGCAGAUCUGCAUGGUCACGUCCGAGAGCCAAUGGAGGGCCAGCGAAUGCGACAAGCACAACUCAAAGCCACUUGGUGUCGACCAGCUCGAGGUAUCAUCAAAUGUAAUUUCGAUGCUUCUUUUCGUGAUGGUGGAAUUGCAGGCCUGGGCAUGGUUGCCCGCAACUGUGAUGGCGAGGUGAUGGCUUCCGCUUGUUCAUCCCCAGUUUCCAUAAGCUCUCCUCUCCUAGCUGAAGCUUUGGGGUUGCGGUGGACAAUGCAGCUAGCUACUGACUUGGGCUUUCGCCGGAUUACUCUUGAAACAAAUUGUUUGCAGCUUUUUAAUACUUGGAGAUCACAGGAGGAGGGACGCUCUUAUUUGAGUUCCAUUAUUAGUGAUUGUCGCAUUUUAAUUUCAGCAUUUGACUAUGUUUCAGUUUCUUUUGUUCGACGCACGGGUAAUACUGUUGCGGAUUUCCUAGCUAGGAACUCAGAUACUUAUGCCAAUAUGGUUUGGGUAGAAGAGGUUCCAUUAACAGUAGUUUCUUUGAUUGAUGCAGAUGUAAUGAACUCUUUGCCUUCUGGCUUUUAA